This is a messenger RNA of Doryrhamphus excisus (bluestripe pipefish), 7128 nucleotides long. Its product is annotated as A disintegrin and metalloproteinase with thrombospondin motifs 2. Lineage: Eukaryota; Metazoa; Chordata; Actinopteri; Syngnathiformes; Syngnathidae. The record is from RefSeq and is a predicted model, not a curated record. Gene Ontology annotation, molecular function: metalloendopeptidase activity. Gene Ontology annotation, cellular component: extracellular matrix. Gene Ontology annotation, biological process: extracellular matrix organization; proteolysis.
GAGACGGGAGGAGAGCUCCUCUCUCCCGGUGCACUUGGCAGUCUUGUUGCGGGCUGCUGUCGUGGCGUGGCUGUUCGUGUGCCAGGCCGGGGGGGAACUUCACCACACUGGAGCCCGGAGUCCCACUCUCUCACCUGCGCAGUUCGGAGCUGCCAUGGGUCUCUCGCGUGGAUUUACUGUCCUAAUCAUUCUACCGGCCUUUCUGCUGCACACCAGCGGCCUUUACAUCGCCAGUAGCGUCGACUCCCUGCAGCACGUUCUGGGGGAGUAUGGACUGGUGAGGCCCGUGAGUGUGGAUGCAGAGGGCCGCUUCCUGUCGCACGCCGUCUCGGCAGGCCGUAUGACAGGAGGGCAGCCCCGUAGGCGCCAGAAGAGGGAGGUAGGAAAAGGCAAUGAAGAGUGGGAAGAACCGAGAGGAGACGACGACGACAACGACGACGACGACAAGCGGCGGGAAAGGCUCUACUACAAUGUCACCGUCUUCGGCCGGGAAUUCCACCUGCGUCUGCGCCACAACGCCAGACUGGUGGCCCCCGGAGCCAAGAUCGAGUGGCGUGACGACGACGAUAACGCCCGCCACUUUGAAACACUGCAAGAUGAAUGCUUGUACGUGGGCGACAUCACUGACACGCCUGGAGCCACUGUGGCCAUCAGCAACUGUGACGGCCUGGCUGGCAUGAUCAGAACGGAGGAAGAUGAGUUCUUUAUUGAGCCAUUGGAAAGAGGCGACGGGGUGAUUGAGGAGGAGGGGACACGAGGAGGAAGGUCGCACAUCGUCUAUCGCUCCUCAGCCGUAAAGAAGGCGCCCGUGGACGGCACGGCGGGAGGCUCCCACUCCAGAGGUGCAGAUCUCGGUGGUCUAAUGGACCUGGAGUCUCUCUAUCAAGGUGUGGCACAGAGCAUCAACCACACACGAGCAGGACGUUCUCGCCGGCAGAGCAUGGACCGGGCCUAUAACAUCGAGGUUCUGCUCGGCGUCGACGACUCUGUGGUGCAGUUUCACAAGAAGGAGCACGUCCAGAAGUACCUGCUGACGCUCAUGAACAUAGUGAACGAGAUCUACCACGACCAGUCCCUGGGAGCAAAAAUCAACGUGGUGCUGGUGCGGAUCAUCAUGCUGGGCUACGGGAAGUCCAUGAGUCUCAUCGAGCUGGGGAACCCUUCCCAGAGUCUGGAGAACGUGUGUCGCUGGGCCUUCCUGCAACAGAAGCAGGACACGGGGGACGCCGAGUAUCACGACCACGCCAUCUUCCUCACGCGGCAGGAAUUCGGUCCCACGGGCAUGCAGGGCUACGCCCCGGUGACAGGCAUGUGCCAUCCGGUCAGGAGUUGCACUUUGAACCACGAGGAUGGCUUCUCUUCAGCCUUUGUGGUGGCACAUGAGACCGGACACGUGCUGGGCAUGGAGCACGAUGGUCAGGGGAACCGCUGUGGAGAUGAGGUGCACAUGGGAAGCAUCAUGGCUCCACUGGUGCAGGCCGCCUUUCACCGUUUCCACUGGUCCAGAUGUAGCAUGCAGGAGCUGGGACGCUACCUCCACUCCUACGACUGUCUCCGUGACGAUCCCUUCGACCACAACUGGCCCUCGCUGCCUCAACUUCCCGGUUUGCACUAUUCCAUGAAUGAGCAGUGCCGCUUCGACUUCGGCGUGGGCUACGCCAUGUGCACUGCGCUACAAAAGGCAGGCCAGUCAGGAACUCAGUAUCGCACCUUCGACCCAUGUAAGCAGCUGUGGUGCAGCCACCCGGACAAUCCCUUCUUCUGCAAAACCAAAAAAGGACCGCCCAUUGAUGGCACGAUGUGUGGAAACGGGAAGCAUUGUUUUAAAGGCCACUGCAUCUGGCUCACACCUGACAUCAUCAAGCAGGACGGGAACUGGGGUCCGUGGAGCGAAUUCGGACAGUGUUCCCGCACAUGCGGAGGAGGAGUUCAGUUUCGAACACGCGACUGUGACAGUCCAAGACCAGCCAACGGAGGCCGUACCUGCGUGGGGGCGACAUACCAGUUCCAGAUGUGCAACACCAACGAGUGUGAGGACAUCUACAGCGACACGCGGGAGGAGCAAUGCCACGCUUGGGACCCUCGCUUCGAACAGCCCAGCAACAAGCACUGGCUGCCCUACGAACACCCAGACGCUAACAAGCGAUGCCACCUGCACUGCCAGUCCAAAGAGACCCGGGAUGUGGUCUUCAUGCAGAGAAUGGUCCUGGAUGGCACCCGCUGCUCUUACAAGGACCCACACAGUGUGUGUGUGCGUGGGGAGUGUGAGAAGGUGGGCUGUGACGGUGCGGUGGGUUCCUCAAAGCAGGACGACAAGUGUGGCGUUUGCGGGGGAGACAACUCCAGCUGCAAAACCUUCAAGGACACAAUCACUCGCACGGUCAAGAAGCAAGGUUCCCUCAAAGUUCUCGAAAUCCCCCGAGGGGCGCGGCACUUGCUGGUCCAAGAGCUGAAAGCGACCACUCACACGUUUGCUGUGAAAAACGUGGCUUCCGGACUGUUUUUCAUAAACGGGGAAAAUGAAUACCCGGAAUCGAGAUCGGUUAUCGAAAAGGGUGUGGAGUGGGAAUAUGAAAACGACAACAACAAGGAGACGCUUCAAACCACGGGUCCUCUCAGACAUGGGAUUCUGAUCAUGGUGAAAAUCCACGGAGACGAGGAUGUGAAUUUGUCUUAUAAGUACAUGAUGAACAUGGACAGCGACUCCUUCAUCCAAAACAACAUCCUGGUGGAGGACAGUGCCUACGAGUGGGCCCCCAAGAGAUGGUCCUACUGUUCCAAGCCCUGUGGUGGAGGGAAGCAAUACCUUCGAUACGGCUGCAGAAGAAAAGUCGACAGUAAGAUGGUCCACAAGAGCUUCUGUAACAAGUCCAACAUGAAACCUCGAGGAGACACCCGAGACUGCAACCAGAAGCCCUGCCCUCCACCCAUCUGGGUGACAGGGGAAUGGCAGAACUGCAGUAAACCGUGCGGAAAGACUGGGAUGCAAGUCCGCUUGGUCAGCUGUGUCCAGCCGUCCGAUGACAACACCACAAGAGCCAUCCAUAACAAAUACUGCAAUGACGAUCGGCCAUUGACACGCAGACCCUGCAACCUGGACCCCUGUCCGACACAAUGGCGGGUUGGACCCUGGUCACAGUGCUCGGUGACCUGUGGUAACGGGACCCAGCAGAGGCAGGCAGUGUGCCACACCCGAGACAACACCAUCGGCCUGUGUCUGGACAGCAAGCCCGACACCAUCAGAGUGUGUCGCCUGGACCCGUGCGCUAAGGGCUCAUCGGACCUGAACAAGAACGGCAACAUCCUGAUCCAGUGGCUGUCCCGCCCCAGCCCCAACUACCACAAGAGCUCCUCACGCCGCCGUUGUCAUGGAGACCGCUCCGUGUUCUGUCGUAUGGAGGUGUUGAAGCGCUACUGCUCGCUACCAGACUUUCAGCAUCUGUGCUGCAAGACCUGCAGCAACGUGACAGUCACGGAGUCUCAAGGAAACUUCACAUCCACCCCCGUCGCUUCCACCCCGAGCGCCGUCACCGCACGUCCGCCCACCACCUUCCGCACCUCGAUCCGGCCCACCACAGCCACUCCAGAUGUUGACGCCAACUCCUGGACCGUGACUCAUCCUCCCACGUUUAUUACUACAAGCCGUCAUUCCAUUUUCGCUUCACUUGGCACCACAGAAAUAAGCACCGCCCACCCAAAAGCGGCGACCGCAUCGCCCGUUAUCCCGGCUACAUCGCUUCCGACCGUCUUUCCACGGACUACUCAGAAAACCCUUACUGUGCCGACUCCAGGAACGACGGGUUAUCCGACCGCGACUGUCUCUCCCACACAAGUCACUCCGACCAACACCGACGGUAUCAACACCGCACUACCACCCAACCCCAAAAAGAAAAAUACCCCAAAAGUGACUCUACCAAAAAAGAAUACAAACAAAAAAGUCACACCAAAGUUCGAUCCCAAAAAGAACACUUCACCAAAAAACAGUACAUUCACCAACAAAAAGACUACACCGGGAAACACAACACCCAAGAAAACUACACCAGUCAAAACAUGGCCUAAAAAGACAACACCGGUCAAAACAACACCUAAAAAGACUAUCCCAGGAAACACAACUCCAAAAAACACACCAGUCAAAACAACACCUAAAAAGAUUGUCCCGGGAAACACAACUCCAAAAAAGACAACACCAAUCAAAACAACACCUAAAAAGACUAUCCAAGGAAAAACAACUCCAAAAAAGACACCAGUCAAAACAACACCUAAAAAGAUUGUACCAGGAAAUACAACUCCAAAAAAGACAACACCGGUGAAAACAACACCCGAAAAGACUUCCCCAGGAAAAACAACACCCAAAAAUAUAAAACCGACAAAGACCGCUCCGAAAAAGAUUAUGCCGGCGCACACACCACCUAAAAAAGUCAUAAACGCAUCUCCCAAAAAGUCUCCUCCGUUUAGGACCCCAGCUGAGAAGAAAAAAACUCCCGAAAAUAAAACCCCGACAAAGACCUUACCCCCGAAAAACUCAAAAACCACAACGCAAACCCAACGAAAAACCAACCUGAAAAAGAACUCCAAAGAUACCCCAAGCGUUCAAACCGAAGUGAAUCCAAAUAAAACUGCAACAUCUUCCUGGACCACUCCGUUCACCAGCCCAAAACCGUCAUCCACGACGUCGUCUACAGCCGCAAGCCUGCCUGUACCCGACUCAACAAUCAACACCAUUGAUACCAAUAAAAACUCAACAAUCACAGAUGAAGAUCUCUUAGGAACCGCGACUAUGCCCAGUAGAAGUCCACCGAUCACGGAUAUCACAAUGAGCAACAGCGGAUACGUCACCGCUAGCAAGACAACCGACGCCAUCACGGUGUCCUAUGGAAGCGUGGACGCGGCAAGUGAUACCACGGUCCUCGAUGAUGCGAUACCAACCGUUGACAGCCAAGAUGUGACACAUCCGACCUCUUCGUCUUGGUUGGACUUUUCCGAGUUCAUCCCUAUGACCUUCGCUGUCACUUCCACAAUUCCUGCGUCCUCACAACCGACCCCGGUGACCCGUACGGUUUCCACGGUAAGACCUCAGCAAGGGCAAAAAGACAACAAUGAUAUUGACGCACUGGAAAACCGAAUCAUGGCUACGGACAGUGACAUUUCUCAGAACAACCUGAUCCCGAAGCGACGCAUCAACCUCCGGGAAAAGACCAGGAAUAAACGAAUUCAGGAGCUUCUGGAGGAGAAGCGGAAUCUUCUCGUCAGGAUGAAAAGAGGCCAUGCAGAAUGAUAGAUUUCUCAGUUCUCUUAUAGAGACGACCGUUUUUACAGACUUCUGUAAACCCCUCGUUUAAUGCCUUCGAUCAGGGAUUUAGCAACAAACUGAUUAUUGAUUAUUGAUCAUCCGUUUUAGCAACCGAGCGACAACAACAAGUAGCUUUAGCGACAAUAUCGAAACUAGCACUUUACACAAACAAACUUCCUCGAUGGUGAUAGUGAUACAAAGAUGGCUCCAAACGGAACGGCUGAAAACGGAAGAUAUUUACAUUUUUUAAUUACAAAAAAAAAGAUUAAUCGAAUACCAAAAUAGAUGUCAAUUAAUUGGAUCAUUGAUUAAUUCAUUCAUUCAUUCAUUUUCUACCACUUAUCCCAGCUGUCUUCAGAUGAGAGGCACGGUACACGCUGGAUUGGUGGCCAGCCAAUCACACGGCACAUAUAGACAAACAACCAUUCACACUCGCAUUCAUACCUAUGGACAAUUUGGAGUCGCUAAUUAACCUAGCAUGUUUUUGGAAUGUGGGAGGAAACCGGAGUACCCGGAGAAAACCCACGCAUGCACGGGGAGAACAUGCAAACUCCACACAGACAUGGCCGAGGGUGGGGAAAGACAAAAUAAGAAGCCAAAAAGUUACCACUUCCACACAAAAUAGGAGGAUAACUCAUUCAUUUUCUACCACUUAUCCUCACGAGGGUCGCGGGGGAUGCUGGAGCCUAUAGACACAUAUAGGCACAUAUAGACAAACAAUCAUUCACACUCACAUUCAUACCUGUGGACAAUUUGGAGUCGCUAAUUAACCUAGCAUGUUUUUGGAAUGUGGGAGGAAACCGGAGUACCCCGGAGAAAACCCACGCAUGCACGGGGAGAACAUGCAAACUCCACACAGAGAUGGCCGAGGGUGGGGAAAGACAAAAUAAGAAGCCAAAAAGUUACCACUUCCACACAAAAUAGGAGGAGAACUUAUUCAUUCAUUCAUUCAUUUUCUACCGCUUAUCCUCACGAGGGUGCUGGAGCCGAUCCCAGCUGUCUUCGGGCGAGAGGCGGGGUACACCCUGGACUGGUGGCCAGCCAAUCACAGGGCACAUAUAGACAAACAACCAUUCACACUCACAUUCAUACCUAUGGACAAUUUGGAGUCGCUAAUUAACCUAGCAUGUUUUUGGAAUGUGGGAGGAAACCGGAGUACCCGGAGAAAACCCACGCAUGCACGGGGAGAACAACAAACACCAAGGGUGGAAUUGAACCCUGGUCUCCUAGCUGUGAGGUCUGCGCGCUAACCACUCGACCACCGUGCUGCCCACUAUUUUGAUAUAAUAGAUAUUAAUACCUCAUGGUACCACCAAUGCUGCACAAAAACUCAAGUCAACUGGACUCAUUUUACCUUGAAUCCGAAAGGCUGUGGAGUUCCGAUCGUCAUAGUAUUCCCUGGUGGGUGUGUCCUCUGGGAAUGGUCGCCAUGGCGUUGCGUUGUGUUGUGGUGGUCGGUGUCUCCAUCGGUCCCCUAAAAUGGGGGGGGUAGAUGUGUUAGUGACCACCCAGGUAUGCAUGCAUACGUAAAACUAAGCUAUUGUUUGAAAAACAAAACUCUUUCAAGGGGUAAAAGUAUAUUUGUGGCAUGAUUUCUUGUUUAUUUUUUUAUUAUUUUUAAUCUUUUGUCAGUCAACAAAGGUGCUUUAUGUACAGAAAAAAAAAGAAAUAAUAUAACAUUUUAUUUUUAAAAAAGGCUGCUUUACGGUAGCUUUGUCUGCAUUUCUGCUUUUUGAAUUAUUCAUUCAUUCCUAACUGGAAACAACGUAACUGUACAAUAUCUGUACAUAUAAAAAAGAACUUAAUUUUUAAUAUUUAUUAAAGUUGAAUUGCCUGUG